This is a messenger RNA of Dendroctonus ponderosae (mountain pine beetle), 784 nucleotides long. RefSeq names its product adipokinetic hormone/corazonin-related peptide receptor variant I. Gene Ontology annotation, cellular component: membrane. Gene Ontology annotation, biological process: G protein-coupled receptor signaling pathway. Lineage: Eukaryota; Metazoa; Arthropoda; Insecta; Coleoptera; Curculionidae. Gene Ontology annotation, molecular function: vasopressin receptor activity; peptide binding. The record is from RefSeq and is a predicted model, not a curated record.
GUGGGAUGGCGACUAACUGGACGAUGGAUAGCCGGAAAUGCCGCGUGCAAAAUCGUCCAAUUCCUGCGGGCUUUGGGUCCCUAUCUUAGCAGUAAUGUAUUAGUGUGCAUCUCCUUGGAUCGAUACUUUGCAGUUAUGUACCCCCUUCGGGUCAAUAUUGCCAGGCAAAGGGGCAAAGUCAUGCUGCUGGCUGCUUGGGGUGCUUCGCUUCUAUAUUGUGUGCCUCAGUGUUUUGUAUUCCAUGUGAGAGCACAUCCCAAGAAUCCAGAUUUCAAGCAGUGCGUGGCGUUCGGUUCAUUUCCGAACGAAGUCAUGGAACUGGUGUAUAACAUUUCCUGCAUUCUAUUUCUCUACUUCAUUCCACUUUUCGUCAUCAUCGUCGCUUACAGCUGCAUUCUGGCAGAAAUUUCCAGAACUUCCAGGUCGCACAACAACAACAGUAAGGAAGUGAAUCAGCCGAAUGGCAAACUGAGACUGCGAAGAUCCGAUACGAAAAACAUCGAAAGGGCGCGCAUCAGAACCCUGAGGAUGACCGUCACCAUAGUGGUCAUCUACAUAUUCUGUUGCACCCCGUAUACCAUGAUGACUUUAUGGUACAUGUUCGAUAGGGCAACGGCUGAAAAAAGUCUUCCGGACUUUGUCCAAGAUUUCUUCUUCCUAAUGGUGGUUUCGAAUAGUUGCAUGAACCCCAUCGUCUAUGGCAGUUUUGUCAUGGACUUGAAGAAAUUCUCUUGCCAGUGCACUGAUUGUGGCGAGAAGACGUCGACCGACUCUCUGAUUCCUC